Bradysia coprophila is the source of this 4476-nucleotide messenger RNA. RefSeq names its product E3 ubiquitin-protein ligase SHPRH-like. The record is from RefSeq and is a predicted model, not a curated record. NCBI's taxonomy places the organism in Eukaryota, Metazoa, Arthropoda, Insecta, Diptera, Sciaridae. Gene Ontology annotation, biological process: DNA damage response; protein polyubiquitination. Gene Ontology annotation, cellular component: nucleus. Gene Ontology annotation, molecular function: ATP binding; ubiquitin protein ligase activity.
UCAAGUGUGUUCUACAAGUGAUCACGUGUGAAAAAUUUAUUGCGCAAAUAGUUGCAGUUCUGAGUGCUCGACAAAAAAAAUGUCUCAACCACCAAAUAAGAAAGUUCGCGUAGAACAAGAUUGUGCGCAAUGAGAUAUUAUUGUUACCGACGCUGCACGUUUACAUUGCAUUCCAGAAAAGACAACGCAGAGAGAAACCAUAAUACGUGUUGAUUCCGACGACAGACAUUUGCAGUCAAAUCGAAUCAAUGAGCGUUGGUGUAAAAUUUUCUUCAGACAUUCAAAUGAAGGCGACGGUUACAAUCUUGGCAAAAUUGUGUUAAAGCUGACAUUGGACGGAGCAAAUGGUUCGGAAAAAUUCGAAACCAAUUUCGACAACGGGAACAUUGUUCAACGCUUUCCUGGACUCGAUAAGUUUCAAAUUCAAGUCGAAGGCCUAAUAGCAGGUCAUCGAAUUGCAGACUCGCAGAGAGAUUUCGGAGGAAGAUGCUUCGCUGAUAUUGAAGUCAUCUAAAACCAUCAAGCGUCUAUCGCAGCACGAACAAAAGUAUAUUGAGGUGAAACAUUUUGUUUUCGCUUUUCAACAGCUAAAUAUACCUGCUGCUUUGUUUGGCAAACCAGGAAAACUUGACACUCGAAAAAUAUUCAAAAUCGAGUUCGAAAAAUACGACGCCAUUUACAAGGAAAUUAUCCUUCAAGUCAAGGUGUACUCGUCGGCCAUAAAAGGCGAUAUCAGUUAUGUGGAAGAGACUGCACCCGACAUGACGGAUGGCAUUCCACUUUUCGAUUAUUAUUUUUUGAACAGACGCGAAUGCAGCUCAUCCACAGGAAUAAGCCAUUCAGUAGCUGAAGAUGCACAGCGUUUCUUUGCGAUGAUGCGGGAGUAUCAUUUAUACGAAAGUCGACCGAAUCCUCCGGAUACAGUUCAGGAUCCUCGGAUGAUGUCACAACUUCUGGACUACCAGAAGGAGGCCGUUGGUUGGAUGCUGGCUAGAGAAGGUGUGCUGGAAUUCUGCAAUGACGACAAUCACUCGACUGAACAGCUGCAAAAAAUGCUGUCGAUGAAUAUCAACAAGCGCGUGAAUUUGAAAGCGUUCGGCAAUAAAUGUGUUCGUGACGCAUAUUAUUCGAAAACAUCUGGUUGCUUGUCGUGGCAGAAACAAUCAAUUGAAAAACUGCCCAGCACUGGAGGCAUACUGACGGACGAGAUGGGUUUGGGCAAAACGAUUGAAUUGCUCUCACUAAUUCUUUUGAAUCCAAGAGCGGCUAUGACUGAUCCGAAAAACGAAACAGAGGUUGGUGAUGACAGUGGUGUUAAGAUUGGAUCGGUCGAAUGUACGUGUGGGACUUUGGAUCCAAAAAAAGGAAACAGUGUCAUGUGCUCUGAUUGUGGCAAUUCUCAGCAUCGUCGCUGCCUGGGCUUUGAUGAAACGAGUGACGUUCAACCAGGGAACAAGUAUUUGUGUCCACAUUGCAUUGCGAAAUCGCCUCCGAAACCAUCGAAGUCGACACUUAUUAUAGUGCCGAACAGUCUGCUAAUGCAGUGGGAAGAGGAAAUAGGAAAUAAUGUCUCGGACGAUUCAUUGAAAAUUCAUAUUUACGGUGGUUUCAAUAAUGGAAAAAAGUAUGUGCACCCUGCUGUGUUGUCUGAACACGAUAUUGUUCUCACAACGUACGAAAUUUUGCGACAAGAAAUCCAUUUCGCCGAUGUAGCCGAAGAGACACGACUCCGUGAUCGCAAACGAUAUGCAGCCCUGCCAUGUCCACUGAUACUGAUUGAAUGGUGGAGAGUAUGUCUUGAUGAGGCUCAAAUGGUGGAAAACGUUAAUUGGAAUUAUGCAAAACUGGCUCGCAUGGUAUCGGCUAUCAAUCGCUGGUGUGUAUCUGGAACUCCGAUUAAGGAUGGCUUACAAGAUUUGUAUGGAAUCGUUUGUUUCCUUGACAUCGAUCCGAUCACCGACAUCAAAUUGUGGGAUUCCUUAAUCAUGGAACCAUUUAGACUAAACAACAGCCAGGUCGCUAUCACUACCAAUCUGUUUGGGAAAAUAUUUUGGCGAACUGAGAAAGAAUUCGUUCAGGACCAGUUGCGAUUGCCGAGGCAAACGGAGGUGAUUCAUCGUUUGGAAUUCUCACCGGCCGAAAGAUAUUUCUACGAUCAACGUGCUGUGUAUUGGAUUGAAAAGUUCAAAGCAGCUGUGUGUAAUAUUGAACCCGAUCAAUCAAUUCAUACGCUGAGUACCAGUCAACUGUUGCCAUUCCGGAGACUACGUGAGAUUUGCACUCAUCCACAAUUAGAUGAGGAAGCGUUCGCGGCAGUUGACAUAUUUAUCGAACGAGGCGCAAAAUUGACUUUCAAUGUCUUCGAAUUGGUUGACUGGCUCAUCAAGCAAGCACUGAUGAAAUGCCAGAAGGCGUUUAAGACGCAAAUGGUUGCAUUGAAUGAUCUUGCCGGAUUGCAUUUGAUGAAAAAUGAGUUGGAAAUUGCAGCCAGACGAUACAGACAUGCGAUCGAUCUUGCCGAUCAAAACAGAAAUCUAUUGAAAACUGAAGAUAUUCACCUGCUGCACGCUCUCAUUAAUUUAAGCGAUAUUCACAAAAAACUAAGACUGACACCGUACGACACUAGAGUCAAUGAACUGCUCGCAAAUUUGAUGCAAAUCAGAACCAAUGACAUUACUGCCACUUCGAAUGGUAUUUUACACAAACAUCGCACGGUAAAUUUUGACGUCAACGAGGGGACAUGGUGGAAACGUACGAUUGAGUACAUAAAGUGCAACGAAAAUGCAACAGAACUAUUCCAAAAUCUCGUCGUCGCGCUGAAAAAAACCAUUCCCAUUGAAUACAUGACCUUGAAGAAACCUGCUAUCGAACCAUUAAAUGCCUUGAUAACCAACCUGCAAGAAACUUUGAAGAAAAAUCUUUUGGCGAUUUCAACCAAGCGAGAAGAAAUAUUUUCGAACUGGCAAGACCUCGGUUCAAUGAACUCUAUCCCGACGUAUUUGAACUGGUCACUGUUGGAAUGCGGUCACCUUUCCCAACCAGCACCGAAUGACGGUUUGGUCAGCUCACCAUCGUGUAGACUAUGCUUCUUUGAAAGUAGUCUCACGGAGUACGAAUCGCUACUGAGUCGUCCACCACAGGAAUCGGAUUUUGUGAUUGAAGAAGUCUGGAUGAAAUCAUGGACGGAGAGUAUACUAAACGUGAUCUGUCGCUUUGCUCAAAAAAGUGGAUUCCCUGCGACCAUACUGGAUGAUGGUAAGCAGCACAUUGGACAGUUUUGUGAUCUACAAAAUGAAGUCCGGGACAUUUGGGAAUGGCUCAACAAAAUCGAUAGACGAACGAGCGCAAUGCACAAAUAUCUUCAGGAAGCAAAACCUAAUGUUGUGCAAUCACUGCCGAUUUCAACUCGUACUCACAUGGGAUCGAUUGACCAAUCCAGUCAGGAUUUCAAAGAUUGCCUUCGAGAUCUUAUGUAUCUGAAAGGGCUAAAGACAUAUGGCUACAGUACCAAUUCGACCAUCGUUGAUUCAAAUCAACAAAAAUGCCGUGUAAAACAUUCUCAGCAGAAGUGGAUCUUCCUUCCAUGCAAUCAUUUUUUCUGCGCCAACUGCUGUGCCGAAAAUGAUAGUGACGAAUUCAGCUGUUCUAUUUGCAACAGAAAAACAGAAAAGCGAUUGUCCAUCAAUGUGGAUAUACAGAGCAAUUCCAGACACAGUGUAACGAAUAUUCCAUCAUUGAAAAUUACAAACGAGGUGAUCUGGAGAAAUCCAUUCACAAAGGUUGAAGGCGUUGUCCGCACUUUGCUAACAAUUAAACGAAAUCAUCCCAACGACAAGGCGCUGGUCAUUUGCAGCUGUGCUGCAAUGUUACAAGUAUUUGCUGCAGAGUUUGUGCAAAAUGGCAUUUCGUACAUUUUGUACAAUUCUAAAGACAAAGGAAAAACAAAGACAGGCACAUGGCAUCGAUACCGGACUGACACCACUCAGGUUUUGCUAAUGCCGUUGGCCGUCGCGUCAACGGGUCUCAAUUUGACGCAAGCAAAUCACAUAUUAUUGGUUGAACCCAAUCUUAAUCUGGCGAUGGAGGAGCAGGCAAUCGGACGAAUUCAUCGGUUGGGACAACGGAAAGAGACAUUUGUGCACAAAUUUUACGUGGCCGAUACGAUUGAAGAAAAACUUGUCAGAAUGGACAACAACAAAAAAGUGUCAUCGUUCGUCGAUGGCAAUAUAACAGUAGAGGAUCUCUUACACUUAUUCGAAAAUAAUUUGCAGAGUGCGUCAAAUUCUGCGAACUUUUUCUCGAACAGUUUAUGGAGCUUGUCUGGGGUACGUUUUUAACGUUUAAAAUGUAUUGAAAUUACAUUUUGCAAUUUCCUAGACGAUUAAUAAUAAGCAAAAAUUAUUUACAAACACUCGGUAGACAUAUGUACGAGUUGUUGCACGUUGUUAUACUGAAACUUGAAUUAUAUCACUGAAU